Colletotrichum graminicola M1.001 is the source of this 867-nucleotide messenger RNA. RefSeq lists its product as uncharacterized. NCBI's taxonomy places the organism in Eukaryota, Fungi, Ascomycota, Sordariomycetes, Glomerellales, Glomerellaceae. The coding region runs from base 1 to 867 and encodes 288 amino acids. The record is from RefSeq and is a predicted model, not a curated record. Gene Ontology annotation, molecular function: protein binding. The transcript has 3 exons.
AUGGCCGACUUCGCCAACGACGCCGAGGUCUCCAGCGACGCCCCAGCGAACCCUGCUGUCGAUGUCGAGAUGGAAGGCGCCGAGGCGGCCGAGGCUGUCGAGACUGCCGACAAUGUCGAUGUCGAGAACCUUCCCUUUGCUGAGGGCGGCGAGAGCGACCCCGUCGAGCCGCGCACCACCUUUGUCGACUACCUCUCCAGCCCUGUCGUAACUCUGCUCGUUGGCCAGGGCGAGACGGAAACAAUUGUCACGGCACACCAGGCCCUCCUUACACAGAGCCCCUACUUCAAGGAGGCAUGCGCCCAGUUCAGCGACGAUGGCAGCCCGCGUCAGAUUGAGCUCGCUGGCGAAGAAAUUGACGCUGUCGGCUGCUUCCUCGAGUUUCUCUAUACGGGAGAGUACUUCCCCCGCAAGGUUGCUGGCACGCGCACCCUUGAAUCGGACCCUGCCGUACCCGAAGUCGACACGGACGGCACUCAGCUGCUGAAACACGCGCGCGUCUACACGCUGGCUGACAAGUUCGGCAUGCCGAACCUACGGUCGCUCGCCAGCUCCAAGAUCCACUGCGUCAACUCGACGGCCAAGGGCGAGAUCGCCUACGCCCGCUACGUCUACGCCUACACCAGCAAGGAUGACACCACCAUUCGCGCCCCCGUCGCGAGCUUCUGGGCUACCCGGUCGCACACCCUGCGCUCCGAGGCCGAGGAGGAGUUCCGUUCCCUGUGCUUGGAGCACCCCCAGUUCGGAUACGACGUGCUCACUCGUGUUCUCGACGAGAAGCUCAAGAGAGAGCGCAACGACAAGCUCCACCCCUCCACCUCGUCCACUGGAAGCGCCCGCAAGCGCGCGCGCCACAGCCAGGUCUAG